CCAGAUAUUUCCUUAGGUGAAUUUAUUUCAUCAGAAUUUCAUCAAUAUUUAACAGUAAAAAAGCCAUUGUUAGACGAAGAUGAAGUCGAUGAAAGAGAAAAAGUUAUUAAUUGGCUUACUAAACAACAUCCAUAUCUAAAUACAAUUGGAUCGAAUCAACUAAAUUAUCUUUCAGUACAAGGAUGGAAUUCUUUUGAACGUCUAUCAAAUGAUCAUCAAACAACUUAUAUUCAAAAUGGUUUUAUAAAUUUAUUAGAAAAAGUAUUUGUUAGUAAAAUAAAUAAAAAUAAAAUUGAACUAAAUACGAUUGUGAAACAAAUAUCGAUUGAUGAACAACAACAAUAUGUUAAUAUUACCAUGUUGAAAAACAAUAAUCAACAAUUAUUAGUUUAUCAAGCUAAACAUGUUGUUUGUACACAAUCUCUUGGUUGUCUUAAACAAUCUAUGCAUGAAAUGUUUAUUCCACCAUUACCAUAUCCAAAACAAGUAUCAAUACAAAAAUUAGGAUUUGGUACAAUUAAUAAAAUUUUUCUUGUUUUUUCUCAACCAUUUUGGGAUGUUGAUUUUGAAAGAUUUCAUUUUUUAUGGAACACAAAUCGAUCAAAUACAGAAUGGAAACUAAAAUGUUUUAUGAAUACACCUUAUGAUAGUCAAUGGUGUAAAAGUAUAAGUAGUUUUUAUGUUCAUCAUCGUUUAUCAAAUGUUCUUGUAACAGAAAUAAGUGGUGAAAAUAGUAAAUAUAUUGAACAGAUUCCAGAUGAAUUACUUUUAGUUGGAUUUCAAGAACUUCUUUGUCAUUUCUAUCCUGAUAAUGAAAGUCCAAUAGCUAAACAAAUCAUUCGAUCACAAUGGUAUAAUCAAACAUUUAUCCAUGGUUCACAUACAUUUAUUAGAAUAGGAUCACAUAUUCAUGAUAUUAAACAAUUAGCAAUGCCAUGUACAAAUGCUAAAUCAGCUGAGCCACUUAUUCUUUUUGCUGGUGAAGGAACACAUGAAAGAUUCUAUGGUACAGCACAUGGUGCUUAUCUAAGUGGUAUUCGUGAAGCUAAAAGAAUUAUUCAGUUAUAUACAAGUUAA
This is a messenger RNA of Adineta steineri, 1077 nucleotides long. NCBI's taxonomy places the organism in Eukaryota, Metazoa, Rotifera, Eurotatoria, Adinetida, Adinetidae. The record is from the annotation of a GenBank genome assembly.